This is a messenger RNA of Austrofundulus limnaeus, 1688 nucleotides long. Its product is annotated as zinc finger matrin-type protein 4. Gene Ontology annotation, cellular component: nucleus. The record is from RefSeq and is a predicted model, not a curated record. Lineage: Eukaryota; Metazoa; Chordata; Actinopteri; Cyprinodontiformes; Rivulidae. Gene Ontology annotation, molecular function: zinc ion binding; nucleic acid binding.
GUCUGAAGAGAAGCUACACCUGUGAGGUCUGCAGCAUCACACUCAACUCUGUGGCCCAGUACCAUGCACAUCUGCAGGGCUUCAAGCACCAAAACAAUCUGAAGAAUCAGAUUUGUGUCCAGUGAGCGCAGGACAACAAUAAAAACUAACCAGAUUGAUGUCAGACCAGCUGUGGUCAGCUUGCUUCGUCUCUGUCUCCACUCGUCUCCACCUUCCUCAGCAUCGUCUCUGCUCGUCUUCCUGUCCCGUCUGUCCUGACAGUGAGACGGUGAUGAAGAGCGGUUUGUUCRGGACAUUCCAGCACAGCAUCAGUUCUCUCACCCAGCAGAAAAACAAGGACCCGUGUCGACAUUUCCUCCACUUUAUAAACUUUAUUCAUUCAUGAUCCACUGRAGCUUUUAUCCACUCGUAGUGUGGAUGUGAGACACAGAAGCCUUUCAGUAAAUGCAUGGACACAGUUUCAUCCCACAGCAGCUUUGUACAGYGAGUUCUAAUCUGAGAAUAUGAAGGUUUGCUUUGAUUUAAAGCAGGAGAGGAGAACCUCCAACCUCUGGGAUGAACAACCCUCCAAACCUUUUUACCCGACCUGCCGCACACUUUCUGACAACUCAAUCAAAUAUAUCUCAACUCAGAGGGAAACGUAUCCACAACCAAUUAAACAUGUGUUAAACAUGACGGUAAUGUCCGAGCCAGGAUCAAGGUCAGUGAACACAACUCAAGUGAGCAAGCAGAUCAGACAGGAUGAUUGAGAGCUGUCCAUGUUUUCUUCUCCAGUCUAAAAUAAAUUAUAGAACUUAAUAAAAUAAUCAUUAUUAUAAUAUACAGUCCACUGAUCAUGCCUUGUUUGUUAUCAUGUUAUUAUACUCUUUAAAAUACAAAAACAGUUUAAAAAUUCUAAACUGCAACCAAUAUUUUUAGAAAUAAAACCUGAUAAGUGUUUGUUUUAUAAUUGUAUAAACUGAAUUACUCUUUAAAGUGUAAAACGCAGAGGAAAAAAURUUCUCCUCUUCUGGUUUCUGCUGGUUCUGUUUGACCCACAGUGUGAUAAUGUAGCUUUUCUAAGAGAAACUUUAUUCUUGAAGUGAAUUUAAAACACUUUAAACGAGUUGACAGCAAUAAGGACUCUGGUUGAACUCUUCCUUUGRCGUAAAGGUGUCAUGUUUUAUUAAUUAUACUGAAAAUGUUUUGUUAAUUUUAAGGAUGAAUCAGUUUUGAUGAUGUUGGAUGGUUAACUGGUUGWAAGUCUCUCUUAUAGUUUUAUUUUGUUGAUCUGUCUGUACUGGAGAGAAAUUCCAAAUAUCAGUAAUACUUCACCUGCAUUACUGAGUACAUUUAUUCACUUCAUCUGGUCAGUUCAUCACAUGUGGUAAAAYACAGCCUGAUGGAAAACCUUUCACAAAAUACAGAGAAAAUGAAAUCAGUGUAUAUGGGCAUUUAGAAAACUUUGUUGUGAUUUUGUUUGGCAGAAAUUGUUUACAAAAUACAGAUUUGAACAGUACAAUAUCACAUUUACCAAACAUUCAAGAGUUUACAAAAUUUAAGACAUUUAUUGAUCACACAACACAGGACACAAUGUGGUGUAUUYAUACUGAACACUUUUUAUCCUCCAGCAGUAACAGUACAGCUGAAACCAUGUUUCUACACACUGUGUUUUUUUUUCUCACUGACAUUAAACCAGAUUAAACCUU